GGCAUUUUGACUUCCGGAAAUUGAUAGUUCUGCUUCCGGUUUACGGCGGGAAGAGUGAACUGGUGUGAAUUCCAGUGUUCGUUUGUGGAAUAAUCAUGGCAGUCUUGUGUGUAGUGUUUGGGGCCGAGUGAGUUUUGUUUAUUCCUGGAGCUGGGUAUAAAAACCGAGAGCCAUUAGCGCGGCUCAGAGUGCUAGCGGUGUAGCGCAUAGAGAAGCGCGCGGACUCCGGCGGGGCUGCAGCACCUGUGGGCCUCAGGAUGGAGGUGACGGAGAUCCGGCUGCCGGCGGGAGCGCGCGCUGUGCGGCUGCGGGAGUGGAAGGUGGAGCCUGGAGCUCUGGUGAAGGUGGACUCCGUGAUCGCGUUGUGUGUGGCGGUGCCCACGGAUACGGAGUGCGGCUCAGAGGACCGAGAGCAGCCGAAGAGGCGAUUACCGGAAAAGAAGGUGAAGUCUGACCGUGCUGGAGUGGUGAGAGAGCUGUGUUAUCAGCUCGGAGAGGUCAUAUCUCCUGGGGAUGUUAUAGCAAGAAUAGAAGAAUGCAGCCACCCCAUAGUGAUGAAGGGUCUGUGUGCUGAGUGUGGUCAGGACUUAACACAGCUGCAGAACAGGAAUGGGAAGCAGCAGACCCCCAUCUCUACAGCCAUGGUUUCCAUGGUGCACAGCGUUCCCGAGCUGAUGGUCAGCUCAGAGCAAGCAGAGCAGCUUGGCCGAGAAGACCAGAAGAGGCUCCACAGAAACAAGAAGCUGGUUCUCAUGGUGGAUCUGGACCAGACUGUAAUCCACACCACAGAGCAGCACUGUCAGAACAUGUCUACCAAACACCGUGUUUCUGUGACGUCGCAGGGAAUUUUCCAUUUCCAGCUGGGGAGAGGGGAACCCAUGCUGCACACACGUCUUAGGCCUUACUGCAAAGAGUUUCUGGAGAAAAUCUCCAAGAUGUACGAGCUGCACGUGUUCACUUUCGGAAGUCGCCUCUAUGCACACACCAUUGCAGGCUUUUUGGAUCCCGAAAAGAAACUUUUCUCACAUAGAAUCCUGUCUAGAGAUGAGUGCAUUGACCCAUUCUCCAAGACAGGAAAUCUGAGAAAUUUGUUCCCAUGUGGCGACUCCAUGGUGUGCAUCAUUGACGACAGAGAGGAUGUGUGGAAGUUUGCCCCUAACCUCAUUACAGUCAAAAAAUAUGUCUACUUCAAGGGAACGGGGGACAUCAACGCCCCACCCGGGUCACGAGAGGCCCAGCUUUCAAAAAAAAGUGCAGGUAGCCAACCUGCAGAGAACACCAACCCCUCCGGACCAUCAUCCGACGAGGGGAAGAAUAACGGCGUCCGGAAACAGGACAAGGAUAAAAAGUCUCUGCUUCACGAAAUGUCAGUCUGUGUUCCUGACAUUCAAGGAGCAUCAGCUAGCCAGAGAACUGAUCCUGAUGGAAAGAGGACAGAAAAGUCACACUUGAGUAAUAAAUCUGAUAUUAAAGUAGAAGAGCUGGGUGGCUCGGAUAGGAUGAGGGAGUCCGGUGAAACUGUAGACCAAGAGAACGUAACAGUAGCUGAUAGCGAUGACUCGGCUAAACCGGGAUUACCACAUAAUAACAGUGCCCGGCUCUCAGAAACCAUAAAGCUGAAACAAACGAGCUUAGAUGAGGAGAAUUGCGGUGCAGAGGAGAACGGAGAUGGAGGAUUGGACACAGACAGUGUCUGUGAUAUGGACGAAGAGAGUUUUGGUGAUAAUGGAUGUUCUGACAAGAAGGAAACCGAGACAGAGUCUCAGAACAGUGAGCAGUCAGGUGUCACCAUGGGAGAGGAAUCUUUAGACCACAGCAUGGUGGAUGAAGAAGAGGAGGAGGAAGAAGACGACACGGACCAGGACGAUCACUUGAUUUACCUACAAGAGAUCUUGAUCCGUAUUCACAACGAGUAUUACUCGCGCUACGAGGCGCACCUCCGAGGGGACUGCUCUGACAUGCCCGACAUUCGGAAGAUCGUCCCUGAGCUGAAGAGCAGUUCGUUGGCAGGCACCAACAUCGUGUUCAGUGGCUUGUACCCCACAAACUACCCCAUGGAGCGAACGCGAGAGAGCUACCAUGCAAAAGCGCUCGGCGCCAAGAUUAGCAAGAACCUCGUGCUCGACGCCAAAGAUCCCAACUUCACCACCCACUUAGUUGCUGCACGGGUGGGUACGGAGAAGGUCCGGCAGGCUCAGGUCUGUGAGCAGCUGCAUGUAGUGAAUCCGGAUUGGCUUUGGGGAUGUUUGGAGCGAUGGGAUAGAGUGGAUGAGCAGCUGUUCCCUCUUAAAGAAGACUACACAAAAUCACAGAGAAGUAAUAGCCCAUCACCAUUUCCUGAUGUUCAAGAGUCCUUCCCAGCGCCUGUUAUUGACCCUGUUUCCAUCCAGCCCAAAGGCCCGCUGGCUCCAGAGGUGCACACGUAUGAUUCUGUAACUGGGAAGUUGAUCCGAAGAGGCCCUCAAGUGCCCCGUCACCCCCAAAAAUCAUCUGUGACGCUGCCUGGACAUGAAGUGCACUUUAGGGAUUCGAGAUUUCUGCAGCAGGAAGACGGUGACCGCUCAAGACCAGAUGAUAAUCAGCCCGCACCGUCACGCAGGAAACGACAGCAGAGCCUGUCUGAAACCAUGCCUCUCUACACGCUCUGCAAGGAGGACCUGGAUAGUAUGGACAGAGAGGUGGAUGAUAUUCUUGGAGAAGAAAGUGAUAACGAUAGUGAGGGAAAAGAGAAGGAGGAGAGAGUGGAGGAAGAGGAAGAUGAGGAGAGCAGCAGGCAAAGUUACCAGCAGGCCCUGGGUACGGCUGUCAAAGACACGACAUCAGCAUCCAAAGAAGACAGCAGUCGGACUGGGAGUGUACCGAGGCAUGAAAAGUUUAAACUCUCCAGCAGUUCAUCUCAAGACCAAAAAGAGUAUAAGACAUCAGAGAGAUAAUAUUACCAACAGCGAUGACUAUAAUUCAUGAACAAAUGAACACUACCAAUGUCGGAAGACACAUGCUUCACGCAAGGUACAUCAUCUUUUUGAACUGCUGCUCAUGCGUAACGCUCGGUGAAUAGCGCUUUCAACCCUCUUCCGCUUACACAAGCUCACAGGCCAGUGUCCCUGUGAUUGACAGGGGAGAGAGAUUAUGCUCCUCCCACACAGAGUUGAAACCAGAGACUGGUUUUAAAAAAAUAAGCAAAGACACUCUAUACACCAUCUUAUACCUUUUUAUGGAUUUGAUCCAUAAAUAGUACAUGUAGUGUUUGUUACACUUACAUCCAUCUGAUAUUCUUUGCCAGGCUUUAUCUAAAUAUCAUCUGACUCAAAGGAUUGGACAAAAUUGGUAGAAAUGCAUUAGAUGGCUAACUUCCUGUUGGCCGACUUUAUGAUUACUAUGACUUUUUCAUAAGGUAUGGCGAAAGGAAUCAUGACUACAAUGGUUUCAGUGAAAUCUGUAUUUUAAUGUUGAUGUGAAAACCAGGAAGUGCAGUGAAAAACACAGAAGGGACUGAAAAGGAAAAUUAGGCUGUAAGUUGUAGCUAUUAGAAAAAAAUUCUUUAUCAUGGUUUAUUAUAAUACAAUUAUUGUUGUUGGCUAAUCGUCAGCAUGUAAUAUUUUGUUGUUGUUCCUCUCCUUCUUGAUAUUAGGCGAACAUUUAUCAACUCAGCAGAGUCUGUCAUCACUGACGCCUGUCUUUCACCAGAACAAUACCGAUUUUUAUUGUAUGAUGCGUUCCAGAUUUUAUUUUCAUCCAUGUAGCCAAAGCUAGGCCUGCUACUGAAAGCCGAAUGUGAGCUGUCCUGGACUAGGAUAGAUACAGAUAUUACAGAUUUAUCGGGAUAGAAACCUAAUAACAAUCAUAGUUAUGGAGUGAAAUUCUGACAGGUUCUUCAUUUGCAAACACACUAUAUGGCCAAAAGUAUGUGCACCCCCUGUCCUUCACACCCAUAUGUGCUUGUUGAACAUCCAAUUCCAGAUUUAUUCCCCUCUUUGCUGUUAUAAUAAGCUCCACUCUUUCUUCAGGGAAGGCUUUCCACUAGAAGUUGGAGCGUGGCUGUGGGGAUUUGUGUUCAUUCAGCUACAAGAGCAUUAGUGAGGUUGAGGUCAUGCGCUGAUGUUUGUUGAAGAGGCUCCAGUUCCAGUUCAUCCCAAAGGUGUUCAGUGGGGUUGAGGUCAGGACUCUCGAGUUCUUCCACCUUCUUCCAACCUUAACACACCAAGUCUUCAUGGAGCUCGCUUUGUGCACUUUGGGUCAUGCUGGAACAGGUUUGGACCUCUUAGUUCCAGUGAAGGGAAACUGUAAUGCUUUAGUGCUUUAGACUUUGUGGUAACAGUUUGGAGAAGAGCCACAUAUGGGCGUGAUGGACAGGGGUGCACAGGGGUACUUUCAGCCUUGUAGUGCAUGCGUCUUCAUUUGUAUCUGUGUGAAUUGAUUCAAACCACUGUAUAUUGUUGUCACAAUACAUCUGUUCUCUUUCUGAAGAAUAAAGUCCUGUAGAGCAUUUAAACAGUUAAGCAGACACUCUGUGGAAAACUUACACCUUUAACCAGU
This is a messenger RNA of Ictalurus furcatus (blue catfish), 4536 nucleotides long. It is a transcript of the gene ctdp1, whose product is annotated as CTD (carboxy-terminal domain, RNA polymerase II, polypeptide A) phosphatase, subunit 1. The record is from RefSeq and is a predicted model, not a curated record. Gene Ontology annotation, cellular component: nucleus. The coding region runs from base 258 to 2933 and encodes 891 amino acids. The transcript is spliced from 13 exons. NCBI's taxonomy places the organism in Eukaryota, Metazoa, Chordata, Actinopteri, Siluriformes, Ictaluridae. Gene Ontology annotation, molecular function: RNA polymerase II CTD heptapeptide repeat phosphatase activity.